Messenger RNA from Amphiprion ocellaris (clown anemonefish), 3879 nucleotides. It is a transcript of the gene fbxl9, whose product is annotated as F-box and leucine rich repeat protein. NCBI's taxonomy places the organism in Eukaryota, Metazoa, Chordata, Actinopteri, Pomacentridae. Gene Ontology annotation, cellular component: SCF ubiquitin ligase complex. The record is from RefSeq and is a predicted model, not a curated record. Bases 320 to 2308 code for a protein of 662 amino acids. Gene Ontology annotation, molecular function: protein binding. Gene Ontology annotation, biological process: SCF-dependent proteasomal ubiquitin-dependent protein catabolic process. The transcript is spliced from 11 exons.
UUCUUCUUCUGUGGUCAGCUGAUCCUGAAGUCAGACAGACGUUGGAAAUGUUCAGCGUAAAGUAGCUUUUAGCGGCUUCUCCUCCAACGGAGCGUUUUAUUUCCUCCCACUGACGCUAGUUUAAUAGUUUUACCGACCGGUUAACGGGUAAGAAUGGGACGAGUUACUGGUUCCUCUCCGUUAGCUUCAGUGCUAAAGUCAGGGUUUUAACGUGUUGCUACGAUCAGUUAGCCUUCUGCUGGGUAGCUAGUUUACUGGUCCAUCUCCUGGUCCAUCUCCUAGUUAACUGGUCCACCUGAGAUGGUCUGAGGGUGUUUUUAUGAAGCCAGAAGAAGAUGAGAUGGAAGACAGCGAUGGAGAAGACCUGAUGGAAACACCUGAGCUGCCCCUGGAGAUCAUCGUUUACAUCCUGAGUUUCCUCCACGCCUCAGACAGAAAGGAGGCGUCUCUGGUGUGCCGGAGCUGGUACGAUGCCAGCCAGGAUCUGAGGUUUCAGAAGAACGUCACCUUCUGCUUCCCGGCUUCAGCCUCGUCCCUGGAGCUGGUCAGAGGUCUGGGCAGGAAGUCCCGCUGCAGCCUGAUCAUCAGCCAGCUGGAUGGCUUCAGCAUUUCCAGGUCGCUUCUUCUGGAGGUGGGUCGUUCCCUGGGCUCUAAGGUGGACAGCCUGGCCCUACCUGGCAGCAGUAUAACCGAGGCAUCUCUGUUGGCCCUACUCCCUUGCCUCACCUCCCUUCGCCGGUUGGACCUCCGAGGUCUGGACAGCCUCUUCAUGUCUGGAGCUUUUCUGUCCAGAGAGGAGCACCGACAUCAGGUCCGGUCGGCUCUGUGUGGUCUGGAGGACCUGGACCUGUCCGGCCUCCGCUACCUGUCUGAUCUCGCCUUUAACCGGCUCACCGGCUGCACCCCGUCCCUCCGCCGCCUCUCGCUGGCCGGAUGCCACAUUGCUUUUGAGUUUGACCCAUACCGAGGAUGCCCGGUGGGGGCCGUCCAGGACUCCUCGGCUCUGCUGUCGCUGAGGAACUUGAGGAAACUGUUAACAGAGCAGAAAUCCACCCUGGUAGCUCUGGACCUCAGCAGAACCUCCAUCACUCCUGAGUCACUGCGCUGUAUUGCACAGGUUCCAGGCUUAGUCCUCAAUGAGCUGCAUCUGCACAGCUGUAAGGAGCUGACUGACUACUCAGUGGAAGUUCUGGUGAAGCACCAGCCGGGCCUCCUCAAACUGGACAUCAGCAGCUGCACCGAGCUGACCAGCAGGUCUGUGGAGGCCAUCGCCCAGGGCCUGAAGUCCCUGACGGACCUGUCGCUGUCCCGGGACUGGAGGAUCACGGAGAAAGGCCUCGCUGAGCUGCUGUCGCUGCCGUCUCUGAGGACUCUGGAUCUGUCCGAGUGUCUGCACAUCAAUGGAACAGAGAUCGUGAAAGGCCUGAAGGGAUCCAACGCCGCCACAGCAAAGCUGGAGGCCCUGAGUCUGAGAAGCUGCAGCUACAUCAGGGAUCUUGCAGUUUUCUCUCUCACCCAGCUGCUUGGGGAUUCUCUCCGUGAGUUGGACCUGACAUCCUGUGACAACGUGACCGACCUGUCGGUGCGCGCCGUCGCCACCUACUUGCAGAAGCUGGUAGUUCUGCGGCUGGGCUGGUGUAAAGAAGUGACGGAUUGGGGUCUGCUGGGGAUGGUGCAGACGGCCAAAUGUGAGCUGGAUGAGGACGCAGCAGAUGAGGGUCCCAGGUUCACCCGAACCUUCGGCAACAUGGGCUUCUUCAAGCCUCCUCGUAUGCCCUUUGAGGAUCGGCCCAAGCUGGUCACUCAGAACGACCUGGAGCAGUUCAAGCACCAGUCUGGAGCUUCGCUUUUAGCUCUGAACCGGCUGCAGGAGCUGGACCUGUCGGCCUGCUCCAAGCUCACCGACAGCAGCAUCAUUCAGGUGGUUCAUUACCCGGAUCUCCACCGUCUGUCUCUGUCCAUGCUGCCUGACAUCACCGACGCCAGCUUGGCAUCGGUUGCCUGGCGCUGCCGCAGCCUCACCAGCCUGGCGCUCAGCCACUGCCCGGGCAUCAGCGACCGAGGACUAGCUCAGGCUGCUCCAUACCUCCACCGAUUGCAGCAUCUCUACCUCUCCUGCUGCACCAACAUCACCGACAGGUCCUUGUUCCUUCUGCUGGAGCACUGUAAGCGUCUGAGGACACUCGACAUCUCAAGGUGCAAAAACAUCUCCUCAACAACAGUGGAGCUCCUCCAGUCACAGCUGCCCUUCCUGGAAAACAUCCAGUCCAGGUUCAUCGGUGGAGCUGAUCUCAUCCCAGCACUCUGAAUCUCCUGGACCAGACUUUCACACAAACUGACCAAAGCCUGCUCUGAGUCCAACUUUUGCACAUUUCAGCAUUUUGCACAAGAACUGAAAGAAAUGUAGAUGAAUUGUUGGCUUACAGAGAAACUUCUGUAAGUAAAUCUAGACUGAAAGCCACUCUGUAAGGGUUCGGGUCUACAUCAUAAAUCUAGACUUAAAGCCACUCUGUAAGCGUUCGGAUUUACGUCAUGAAUCUAGACUUAAAGCCACUCUGUAAGGGUUAGGGUUCGGGUCUACGUCAUCAAUCCAGACUUAAAGCCACUCUGUAAGGGUUCGGGUUUACGUUGUAAAUCUAGACUCAAAACCACUCUGUACGGGUUCAGGUUUACGUCGUAAAUCUAGACUCAAAUCCAUUCUGUACGGGUUCGGGUCUACGUCGUAAAUCUAGACUUAAAACCACUCUGUAAGGGUUAGGGUUCGGGUUUACGUCGUAAAUCUAGACUUAAAGCCACUCUGUAAGGGUUCGGGUUCAGGUUUACGUCGUAAAUCUAGACUUUAAGCCACUCUGUACGGGUUCAGGUUUACGUCGUAAAUCUAGACUUAAAGCCACUCUGUAAGGGUUCAGGUUUACGUCGUAAAUCUAGACUUAAAGCCACUCUGUACGGGUUCAGGUUUACGUCGUAAAUCUAGACUUAAAGCCACUCUGUAAGGGUUAGGGUUCGGGUGUACGUCGUAAAUCUAGACUUUAAGCCACUCUGUACGGGUUCAGGUUUACGUCGUAAAUCUAGACUUAAAGCCACUCUGUAAGGGUUCGGGUUCAGGUUUACGUCGUAAAUCUAGACUUUAAGCCACUCUGUACGGGUUCAGGUUUACGUCGUAAAUCUAGACUUAAAGCCACUCUGUAAGGGUUAGGGUUCGGGUGUACGUCACACUUUAUGAGAAUAGAUUCGCUGUUCUGUCUGGAGCAGCACCACUAAUAUUAACUUUUAGAAGUCUGGAUGUUUUAUGUGCUGCAGAUGUGAUCUGAGGAAUUAAUUUCAAGGUUCUUUAUCCUGAAAACAGAAACACACUGAAAGAAGGAAAUAUGAGGUAAAUAUUCAGAAUGUCACUAAAACAUCUAAUAGUAGCAUGGUGCUUUUAUCUAAGAAUGUCCAAGCAAGAAAUGAAGGUUAGACAGAAAUAUUAAGACAGAAGCUGUCCAUAAAUGGAAAGGUAAUUAUUGAAUAUAUAUCUGUAUUUAUGAAGUAGUUAAUCAUUCUGAACUAACGUGAUUUCAGGUGACAGAUGAACUGUGGGAUAUAUUCUGAUAUCUAAAUAAUAUUUUGGCUUUUUUUUCUCGACGUGAGCAGAUUUCCCUAAAAGGAGCUUAGCUGAAAUGCUAACGCUGACUUUGGUCACAGAGCUUUGCAUUUUUUUCUCAAUCAUUUAUUUUUUUAUUCAAAAAGCAAACUUUACUGGGGAUUUUUAAUUUUUUUUCUGAAAAAUCACAGUUCUGUGCUGCUAAACAAAUUUAGAGUAGAUAUUAAGUGAAACAGUGAGUUAGAGUUUAGGUAAAGUUCAGUUACUGCAAAGUUAAAGUGAAUGAAUUAAACCUU